AAAUCAAAUCGAAUCGAUUCGAUUCGAUUCAUUUGCCUAUUACAGGCUUGCUGGCUUUAUUUAGAUCCAACCAUGACAAUCGCACAAAUAAUAAUCUAUUCUACUCCUGGAAACGAUAAUAGUAGAAGCUACCCUCCAUCCAAGCCCAAGGUGACCUAAUCUAAGAGAACUAUACCAUAUUAUACAACAAUGAACCACCUCCUCCGCCGUGCUCUUGUUCAGCCCCCGCGUUGUGUUCGCUCUUUCCAUGCUUCCUCGCUUUCAAAUCAAGCUCUGCCGGACAGACACGGGACCACCAUUGUUUGCGUUCGCAAAGAUGGCAAGGUCUGCAUGAUGGGUGAUGGAAUGGUCUCACAAGGAAAUAUGAUUGUCAAAUCCAACACCAACAAAAUUCGUGUCCUCAAGGAUGGAACACUCGUUGGAUUUGCAGGGUCCACUGCUGAUGCAUUUACCUUGUUGGAACGGCUGGAAGGAAAACUCGAUGAAUAUCCCGGGCAAUUAACUCGAAGCUGUGUCGAAUUGGCCAAGGGGUGGAGAACCGACAAAUACUUGAGACGUCUAGAAGCAUCGCUGGUAGUUGCCGAUGCCAAUGUGUCCUUGGAAGUCACUGGAAAUGGAGACGUGUUGGAAAGUUCCGAUGGUAUUCUGGGAGUGGGCAGUGGGAGUCCCUUUGCUAUUGCUGCCGCGAGAGCAUUGAUCGAUGUGACAGAAUUAUCUGCGGAAGAUAUUGCCAAGAAGGCUAUGGCGGUGGCUUCUGAGAUGUGUGUGUACACAAACAGCAACUUUCGAAGUGAAACUCUCCCAAAAGAGGAUGAAGCAAAGACAGAAUAGCAAGAUAGAAGAACUUCUGGAGUGAAUAGCUUUCUUGCAAUUAGUUCCAAGGAGAUCACAGAUUGGAUUCUACAAACUAAAAUCUUGUUCUUUGAAACUUUUUAACAACCCAAUACUGAUAUAUUGAUUCGGACUUGUGAAGCAAUGGUUUGUUUAUCCACACAACUUGGUAGAUACUAGUACUAGCUAGUAGACAAUCUUCCAACGUUUU
Messenger RNA from Seminavis robusta, 1042 nucleotides. The record is from the annotation of a GenBank genome assembly. Lineage: Eukaryota; Bacillariophyta; Bacillariophyceae; Naviculales; Naviculaceae.